Messenger RNA from Hypanus sabinus (Atlantic stingray), 3050 nucleotides. RefSeq names its product myelin expression factor 2 (gene myef2). The record is from RefSeq and is a predicted model, not a curated record. Gene Ontology annotation, molecular function: mRNA binding. The transcript has 17 exons. Gene Ontology annotation, cellular component: nucleus; cytoplasm; post-mRNA release spliceosomal complex. The coding region runs from base 1154 to 2773 and encodes 539 amino acids. Gene Ontology annotation, biological process: regulation of mRNA stability involved in response to oxidative stress. NCBI's taxonomy places the organism in Eukaryota, Metazoa, Chordata, Chondrichthyes, Myliobatiformes, Dasyatidae.
CAUGUUAAUUAAACACAUACAGCUGUUGACUGAACACCUAAUCAAAGAAAGCAUGGCAUAAAGCUCUUAAGAUAUUUCCCUUGCAGAAUGAUAAUGGUUUAAAAUUUUAUUUUGUAAGUUGAGUGGUAUUUGUAAAUAUUGUUCUCUGUAUUCAAGGUAGGUGAUCUAAUGUUAUAAAAAAGACUUAGUUACAGCUUGCUGCACACAAGAACUUCUCUGUAAGGUGGUAAAUCAUUAAAUAAUUUUAUUAUGGAUGAGUACGAGUAUAAUGUUUCAAAUCAGUGCAUUUUUUUGUGAAACCUAUUUAGAGUGGUUGAAUGACCAAGAGCAAUUUGAGACUGAUUAGUAGUGCUGUGUAAGCAUGAUAGAGACUAACCAUCAGCAUAAAGGCCUUCCAAAUAAGGAUUUGUUUUGCUUAGCAUUCAAUUGUAUCAUUUUGGUUUUAGUUCAGGCCGUGAUGAUUAUUGAAGUCCUAUAAGGGAUAGUUGAGCAUUGUAAUUUAUAAAUACAGUGAAGUGAAAUUUCCUUAUUGUGCAGAUGGCUUUCUGGGCUUUUUCUGGUGUAAGGAAAUUGGAACUGGAAGAGAAAAUAUGGAAAAUGACUGUUGGUGAUGUUAUAUACGUGGAACUCUUUAAGGAUGCUGAAGGAAAGUCAAGGGUAAGUGGGAAAAAUCUGCUUGGGGGUUCAUAAGGUCCUCAGCAGUUUUAAUUUUUACUUACUGAUUAGCACAGGUAGCUCAAAUUUUAAGGUGUUAGCUAGGAUGCCCUUGUAUUUAUUGCCAACUCAGCUUUAUGCUGGAGUUUGGUUGUGUUGAGUGGUUUAAUCUGGAGGCCUGCAGUGGAUAUUUACAUUUAAUUGAUUGGACUGGUGUUACUAUAAACAAGUUGUAAUGUAUUGCUUUUACAGAACUGUAACCAUAAAAUAUAGGAGGUAGUUGCAGCAAGAGUCUGUAUUAUGGGAAAAUAUCAUUUUUUUAAAAUCCUUUUUCCUACAUGUAAGAUAUAAAAUAGAAGCAACAUCUGGUCAUCAUAUAUGCUAAAAUAUUUUCUUUCUUUCCCCCUCCCCAUAUUUUCCAUUAUUUGUCAUCUGAAUCAAGGGCUGUGGUGUUGUGGAAUUCAAAUCGGAGGAUUUAGUUUCGAAGGCUUUAGAUGUUAUGAACAAAUAUGAUCUUGGUGGAAGACCACUCACCAUAAGAGAGGAUGCUGAUGGAGAGCAUGCUCGCAGGGCUAUGCAACGUGCAGGGGGUGGUUCGUACCCUGGCGGAUCCAGGCCGGAUAUUAGUUCACCAAUUGUUAAUUUACCGCCUAAUCUUGUCAACAACCCAAAUAUACCUCCUGAAGUCCUCACCGCUCUACAGGCUGGAAGACUUUUACCAACUGUAUUUGUUGCUAAUCUUGACUUCAAAGUGGGUUGGAAGAAAUUGAAAGAAGUAUUUUCCAUGGCUGGGACUGUAAAACGUGCAGAUAUCAAAGAAGACAAAGAUGGCAAGAGCCGUGGAAUAGGGACUGUAAUAUUCGAACAGCCACUUGAGGCCGUUCAAGCUAUUUCUAUGUUCAAUGGACAGCUUUUGUUUGAUAGACCAAUGCACGUGAAAAUGGACGAUAGGUCUGUUCCAUAUGAUGACUUACGUUCUGUUGACAAGAAGCCUCAAUUGCCUCGUGGGCUUGGUGGUAUUGGAAUGGGACUUGGACCUGGAGGGCGACCAAUUGCUGCAAAUCAAAUGCCUAUGAAUAAUGCAAUGGGCAGCAUGACAGCUGGAGGAAUUGGAAUAGAUGGACCAGCCUAUAGGGGAAUGAACAGAAUGAGUGGAGGAAUGAGUGGUCCCAUUGGUUUUAGCAGUGGAAUGGACGUAAUGAACAACAUGGGAAGCUUUGGUGAUGGAGGCAUGGGUAAUCUGGGUCGAAUGGCAGGUAUAGGCACAAUGGAAGACUUCAGAGGAAAUCUGGCCCCAGGACUGGGAAACAUGGGAGGAGUGGGAGGCAGUAUGAGUGCCAUUGGUGGAAUAAGCAGCAGUAUAGCUGCAAUGGGAAGUACUAUGGGAGCGAGUCAUUCCUCAUGGUUGAAAUGUGAAAAAUCUCCCAGAUUCCGUCAAGCUAUUUCUGUGACGUUAACUGAAGGAAGAGAACUGACCGAUUUUGAUGUGUAUCGUGCAGGAAUGGCAUCUUCUGCUAUAGGAGGUAGUUUUGAUCAAGAAUUUGGAAGAAGUGAAAUACCUAUGAAACGUGGUUUUGGUGAUUCAUUUAGUGGAAUGGGAGGUGGAAUAGGUGGAGGUAUUGGAGGAAGCAUGGGAGGUGGAAUGGGGGCCACUGGUAUGGGUGUAAUUGCUUCUGCAUUAGGUGCUGGCAUGGCUGCUAUGAAUAACAUGGCUGGAGGCAUGGCAAUGGCUAUGGAUCGUAUGGGUUCCAGUCUCGAUCGAAUGGGAACAGGAUUGGUAGGUGGGAUCGAUAGGAGCAUGGAUAAUGAUCGUGGAUUUGGAAGUAUGAAUACUGGAACAGCAGGAAGUGGUUUAAGAGACGGUGGAAGUAGUUUUCGAGGCUGUCAGAUUUUUGCAAGAAAUCUUCCAUAUGACCUGACAUGGCAGAAACUAAAGGAAAAGUUUAGUCAAUGUGGUCACGUAAUAUUUGCUGAAAUAAAAAUGGAAAAUGGCAAGUCCAAGGGUUGUGGGAUUGUACGCUUUGAUUCUCCGGAAGUGGCAGAGAAAGCGUGCAGAAUGAUGAAUGGCACAAAAAUUAAUGGGAGAGAGAUAGAUGUACGCAUGGAUCGUAAUGCGUGAGUGGUCUGUACAGAAAGAUACAGCAUGCCUGAUUAACCUUAUUGUUUUGCUGCGUUUUGUACUGAAGUGAUUUCCAACAGCUUUAGUGGAAGCUUACAUGUUAUGUGAGUUAACUUGCAAUAUUGAAAGAUUGCCAACUUAAAACUGGAUAUCGACUUGUACGUUUAUGUAAUUUUUGUUAUCAGACUGAUUUUUUUAUGUAUAUAGUAAUUUAGGUAACAUAUUAUUCACUUCUGUUUGAAUGGAUAAACUUUUUAAUAAAAUGUUGUCCAAUGAA